Molecule: messenger RNA, 1530 nt
Organism: Colletotrichum karsti
Lineage: Eukaryota; Fungi; Ascomycota; Sordariomycetes; Glomerellales; Glomerellaceae
Product: phosphatidylserine decarboxylase
Exons: 2
Coding region: 1-1530 (509 amino acids)
Biological process (GO): phosphatidylethanolamine biosynthetic process
Cellular component (GO): mitochondrion
Molecular function (GO): phosphatidylserine decarboxylase activity
Source: RefSeq, a predicted model, not a curated record
AUGGCCACGCUGUACGCUCGACAGAGCCAGCUACGGGCCCACCUCCUCCACGGGCCCUUCUCCUCGACCCGAUUCUUCUCCCAGCAGUCGCAACACCGCCCGCGCUUCUCCUCCCGCUUGAGGCACGCCCUCAAGAACUCCAAGGUGCAGUGGUACCAGAUCCCCGUGGGGGUCGGUAUCGGCUUCCUGGGCCUCGUCCAGUUCUACAAGGUCUCGUCGCGCGACCGAGAGAGCCAGGAGAGGUCCGAGGUCCAGGAUGCGGCCCCCAAGAAGCGCGCAAAGAUCAGGCCAGACGGACCGUGGCAGGUCCAGGUCAUGUCUACUCUCCCCCUGAAGGCCAUCUCGAGACUCUGGGGUCGGUUCAACGAAUUGACUAUCCCCUACUACCUACGCAUUCCCGGUUUUAAGCUCUACUCAUGGGUUUUCGGUGUCAACUUGAACGAAGUCGCCGAGCCCGAUCUGCACGUAUACCCGAAUCUCGCCUCCUUCUUCUACCGUCAACUCAAGCCCGGUGCCCGACCCCUCGACCCGAACCCUCACGCGCUGCUCUCCCCGUCCGAUGGCAAGAUCCUGCAGUUCGGCCAGAUCCAGGGCGGUGACAUUGAGCAGGUCAAGGGCAUGACAUACAGCGUCGACGCGCUCCUCGGAAAGAACACUCCUACGUCCAGCAUCGCCAGCGGCUGGUCUACACCGCAGGAGGCCGAAGCCGCUAGGAUCACCGACAAGGACAUCUCACCCGACGAAGAAGUGGUCAAGACGGACGAGGAGUUCGCCCGCGUCAAUGGCAUCUCGUACACGGUUCCCAGCCUGUUCUCUGGCGCAGCAAUGGCCAAGAAGGCGGGCUCUCUCAAGGACGAAGCCGCGGGACCCCCGUCACCCUCUGCCGAGUCCGAAGUCCGCGCCGACCUCGCCCUGGGCGAGAAGCCGUGGUACGAUGUGAUCUCUCCCGAGAACAAGACCUCUCUCUACUACGCCGUCAUCUACCUCGCCCCCGGAGACUACCACCGCUUCCACUCCCCCACGAACUGGGUCGUCGAGCGCCGUCGCCACUUCGCCGGCGAGCUCUACAGCGUCUCGCCCUACCUCCAGCGCACCCUCCCCGGUCUCUUCACACUCAACGAGCGCGUCGUCCUCCUCGGCCGCUGGCGCUACGGUUUCUUCAGCUACGUCCCCGUCGGCGCCACCAACGUCGGCUCCAUCAAGAUCAACUUUGAUCGCGAGCUGCGCACCAACAGCCUGACCACCGACACGGCGGCCGACCGCGCCGCGGAGGAGGCUGCGCAGCGCGGCGAGCCGUACUCUGGCUUCGCCGAGGCCACCUACGCAUCAGCGAGCAGGGUUCUCGGCGGCCACGCGCUGCGCAGGGGAGAGGAGAUGGGUGGUUUCCAGCUCGGCAGCACGAUUGUGCUGGUGUUUGAGGCGCCUACGGAGAGCAAGACGGCGGAGGACCACACCGGCUGGAGAUGGGCCGUCGAAAAGGGCCAAACGGUCAAGAUGGGCCAGGCGUUGGGAUACAUUGACGAAGAAUAA